This is a messenger RNA of Anopheles marshallii, 489 nucleotides long. RefSeq names its product protein grainyhead-like. Bases 1 to 489 code for a protein of 162 amino acids. NCBI's taxonomy places the organism in Eukaryota, Metazoa, Arthropoda, Insecta, Diptera, Culicidae. The record is from RefSeq and is a predicted model, not a curated record. The transcript has a single exon.
AUGGUCGGCGGCCACAGCAUGUACGGGUCGGCAUCGGCAGGUGGGGCGGCGGGUGGAGCGGGCGAGGGACAGGGUAGCAGCACGCAAGUGUCCCUGUCGUCCGCAUCGCCACCGGCGUCGUCUGGGUCAUCGGCCGCACCCGGGCCGACCGUGUCCGGGACGGGGCUCGGUGAGGGAGCUGGCCAGCAGCCACCAUCACAGUCGUCCUCCGUACCGGCAACGUCGUCGGCUUCACCUGCGCCCACGAGUUCGUCAUCGUCCGCUUCGUCAACGCUGGCCGCACAAAUGUACAUAGACCAUCAGCGCAGCCAGCAGCAGCAACAGCAGCAGCAGCAGCAACAACAGCAGCAGCAACAUCACCAACAGCAGCAGCAUCAGCAACAUGCUCAAGCACAUCACCAGCAGCAGCUGCAUACGAGACGACUCCUGCAGGAAUGGACUCUGCAGUUCGGACCAACCGGAACAGCAACUGGUGCACGUUACAUUUAG